AUGGGCAAAGGCGAGAAUAAGGCUAUCAAGGCGGCGGGCAGGCCACGGGACGAUGGGCCUCCUUUGACCUUGAGGGAGAUACAGCUAGCACCGGUAAUAUGGGCCAAGCUUUCGGGAUACUCGUGGUGGCCAGCUCGGGUGGCCACCAUACACGAGGUGAAGGGGAUCAAGAGGCCCCAAGGGAAGGAGAUGAUAUGCACCUACUUUCUCGGAGAUAACAAUAUAGGGUUCGUGAAGUUGAGCAACGUCCUCCGGUUCACCCGGGAGAACUGCGAGCAGUACGGCUCCCGCAUCACCACCAAGUCCUUCAAGGACGGGGUGGCGGCGGCGAUUGCACUGCUGAACGAGAGCGAGACCUGGGACAAGGAGUUCCAAGCUAGAGCGCUGGAUGCCGCAACAGCGAACGGUAACUCUGGGGCGGACAAGAACCUGGCGGCGGUGGGCGCCGGCGUCUUGCACCCAGUUCCCGGCAUUCUGUUCUUGGAGGAUGGCGCGUGCGAGAUGUGCGGGGACAACAACGAGGCCAAGGGGGACAUCCUCCUCUGCGACUCUUGCGAUGCCGAGUACCACCUCUCGUGCUGCACGCCGCCGCUCCAGGUGUGCCCGGAGGGCGAGUGGUUCUGCCUCACGUGCCGCAAGAACCGAGGGGAGCCCGUCACCAAGCUGUUCAACGAGGAGCGAGCAAAGAAGGAGGCCACGAUGAAGCAGCACGAGUUGCUCAACAAGCCGCCCCUGCCCAACAAGGCCGGGAAGAAAAAGCGCGACGCCUGCGAGUCCCCGGUGACGACCAAGCCCAACCCGAAGAAGGCCAAGUCGAGCAGCACCAGCAGCCCGUCCUCUGCCGCCGCCGUCGCCGCCGACUUGCCUGCUGCAGGGAGCGCCUCCCCCACUCUGUCCGACGCUGCAAGCGCCGGGUCUCUCAUUGAUGUUACCGGCGACGGCUCGCCGGCUUCCAACACCAGCCGGAACGGCGUCCACACGGCCUCGACAUUCACCGCCGCGGCGGCGGCAGCGGCGGCGGCCGGCGUAGCGGCGGCGGCGGCUGGCGUGGCGGCGGGGUCGGCGGGGGCUUCGCCGCCGCCGUCUGCGACGGCACCGGAAGCGAGCGCGGCUGCCUCUGGUCGCCGCGGCCAAAGCCAGGGCGCUACCGGCGCAGCGGUCAGCCGCGGGGGCGGGGGCGGGGGAGGCUCAACAACAACGGCGGCAGCGGCGUCUGCGGGGAGGCGCUCUCCGGCGGUGCUUGGCGCGGAGGCAGUGGCGGCGGCUGCCGCCGCCGCCGCCGCCGCCGAACUGCCGCCCCCGUGCUUCAUCUGCAAGGACGACAUAACGCACUGGGGCCCGAACGCGGGGAACGGGGAGGCCAUAAGCUGCGCCCGCGACGGGUGCGGGAGGGUGUUCCACGUGACCUGCGUGGCCUACCUGCUCCAGGACGCGGCGGCGCGCACGCCGGGGGGCUGCGGCGCCGAGGCGGGCACGUGGGAGUGCCCGUUGCACCGGUGCGCUUGCUGCGGCGCCGACGAGAACGGCCUGCAGCUAGGGGAGAAGAAGGACAGCAGCAACGCGGGGCUUGUGGUGUUGGCGUCGCCCUUGUCGGGCAGGAGUGGCGUGAGCGGCGUCGGCGGUUGGAGGAAAUCCGGGGGAGGGGGCCAAGACGGGGGGAAGGGGGGGGGAGGGGGGGCAGGGUCGAGGCGGCUGUGGCAGUGCACGUGGUGCUCGGUGGCGUUCUGCAUGAAGCACCUGCCGCCGCAGCUCGCGACGGCGGGGAGGAAGGCGCGCGUCGCGGAUGCGAAUCAGUGCGUGCACUGCAGGUCACCGUCGCCAAGAGUAAAGCUAGCGAUUCUCUUGGAGGGCAUGUGCUCGCGAAUCGCUAACCACCACCUGGCGAUCCCCUUCUUGAGGCCGUUCAUGCCCGGCAUCGCGUCGCCCUUCGGCGACGACAACGACGCCAACGACUACAAGGAAGAGGAGGAGGAGGAGGAGGAAGACGGUCGUAACGCGCCUAGUGCCGGGGCCACGCUUCCCGUACAAGGAGCGUCGGUGGGGGGGGGGGGCGAGGUGCGGAGUAGUAGUGGUGGUCCCGUCGCCAACGGUCAGCCCUUCCCCUCAAGGCCGGCGGCGGCGGCGGCGGCAGGGCCCGGUAGCUCAGCUGGUGCGGGCGCCAACCUGAAUAGUUCGUGUGCUGCUGCCACAGGGGUGGCUGUGGCAGCGAAGUCUUCCAAAAAGAGGGCAACUAGUGGCGGCGGCGGCAGCAGCCGGAGUAGCAGGGCCAAUGGUGUGGUUGAAGUCGGUGUGGCGGACGCCCCCGUAGAAGACAUCAUGGGCCUCCUAGACAAGACGCGGGCGCUGGGUUACUCCCGGUCGGCCGAGCUGAUGGCGGACGUGAGGACCCUGCAGGGGAAGUGCAGGAAGGCGAUCACGGACUGGGGGGGGGAUCCCGUGACAGGCGGGGGUUUCGGCGAGGGUUCCGGGAGGAUGAUAGUUAGAGCGAUGGACACGCUGGCGGCGAUGUUGGAGGGCUUGCUGGGGCGCUCCCGCGAGGAGCUGACGAAUGUGGAGGGCGACAUCGCCAAGAAAACCGAGAGGGAGCAUAGGAGACAAACAGACAGGGGCGUGGGCGACGGCUCGGCAGACGGGGGCUUCCCCUGGAGAGGGGAGUGCCUCCCGCCUAGGGCACGCCCGGCGCCGACGUCGCCGGCGGCAGCGGCGGCGGCGGCGGCGGCAACAGCGGCGGCGGAGGCGUUGGUAGCGAACGGGCGGAGAUCGCGAGGAGCAGGGGGGCGGGGAAGCGCGAAAGCAGAGGUCUGCGCUGCUGUUGCUGGUGACGGGGCUAGUGCUGGGGCUGGGGUUGGUGUUGGUGUUGGUGCCGCCGUGAAGAGGCUUCCGCCGCUGCGGAUGACGCGCCGUUGGUCCCUGGCGAGCUGGGCGGAGUUCCUGCAGAACGCACCGGUGUUGAGACGCUCAACUGGGCACGCGGUGCCGGGAGAGCGGAUCACGGUCAAUGGAACGGAGGUCCUCGGCACGCAGCAGCUGCGAGAGUCUUUGGCAGAAGGCAUGCGAUCCCCGGCCGUCCUUCCGAACCCCGAAGACUCGGACGACAGCGAUGGUUACAUGUUUUCCGACUCGGAUUGCCCCGUCUCCGCCGCCGCGGCCGCCCCCGGCGGUGGCUACGGUUACGGAAGUAGGGGGGGGGGCGCGGCGGGGGCAGGGGGGGGUGAUGGGAUGGCGCCUGUGCCGGAAUGGUCGGAGCUUGAGACGGCGGUACAGGCGUUGAUGGGGAUGGAGGGCGGGGAGGAGAGGGAGUGCGAGGACUUGUGGGAUGCCACGGAGUCGAGACGGCUGGUACAAAUGGAGUCUGUACUCGAAGAGCAACGACGAUUGAUGCGCCGGGUGAUGAGGCACAACGGCAACCUUCGUGCGCUGUGGAGGAAGUACGCAGCAUCCCCCCUGGAGGACCGGGGAAGCCAGGGGGCCGAGGGAGUGGUUACCCUGGGAGAAACACGCGUCCUGACGGAGUUCCAGAUAUCCAACGACCUUCUCAGAAAAAGGGUGCAAGAUCUCGAGGAACAACUCCGGGCCAAGUCGGCGCUAGAGGAGGGCUCGUUCCCCGCAGCGCCCGCCACCGCUCCCCUUUUCCACGGCGUCCCGGGCCAAAUCGGCAACGGCACGUCCGAACCUCCUGCUGCUGGGGCGUAUGGCGGAAGCGGCGCCGGUCACGCCGCACACGUUAGAGUUGGUAGAGGAGGUGCUCCCGGUCCCACCUUUCAGGGGGCAGGCGGCGGUGGGGGCGGCAGCCAGUACUUAGCCGUCCGGAGAAGCAGUAGCGCGCAAGAUAUCAAGGAGAACGGCGGUGGUUUCAAGGCCACCGCCGCCGCAGCAGCAGCAGCAGCAGCCGCGCCCCCUCCUUCGGGUGUGGUGGGCGGGGCGGCGGCGGCGGCGGCGGCGGCGGCGGCGGCAGCGGCAGCGGUAGAGAACGACGCCGAAGAGGGGCCGGUCGUGGACGUCGGCGGCGAAUGCGUCGUCGUCGCUUCCUCUCCGUCGCACCACGGCAGCGCGAGCGAGUCGCUCCCCAAGGUUUUGGCGGCGGCCGCUAGUGCUCCACCUGCUGCUCCACCUGCUGCUGCUGCUGCUGCCGCUGGCAAGGGUUCUGACGCGCCUGGGCCAUCCGCCGUGCCCCCCGUUGCUGCUGCUGCUGCUGCCGCCAGGGCGGUGGUUGCGUCGCCGGUGGUCAUGCUGCCAGCGGUCAAGCCGAACACUCCGAAAGUGGCUAUACCUGCGACGGCAGUGUCGAAGCCAGCGGCGGUGUCGAAGCCAACGGCGGCGGCCUCUGACGCGGCUCUCACGCCACCCCUCGCAGGCGGCGCAGGUCCGUCGCCCGAAGAGACGUCGACGACCAGCUCGGCGGCAAAGGGAGGAGGAGCGGCGGAGCCGAUAGUGGUCUCCGACGCUUGCCCCGCAGCUGCAGAGGCAAAGGCUGACACUGCCACUACCGGCGGCGACGGGUCUGUUGUGGAGAAGACGGAGUCGGCGAGCGAAGAAAAGGUGGCGGCCCGGGAUCGGAAGGAACACAAGGGAGACAAGACGGCAUCCUCCCUGGGAUCGAAGGCCGUCGACGGCGCUGAAGCUGAGGCGAGUCCGGAGGAGGGAGGCGUUGCUUCUGGGGCGGUGGCGGCGGCGGCGGCGGCGGCGGCUCCCUCUGCCACCGCGGAAGUUAGCAGCAUGAACGUAGAGGGGGAUGGAGAUGGCCCGGGAGGGGACGAUGACGACGACGAUGACGACGACGAUGACGGUGGGGUUCUCCUGUGACGCCUCUCGGCGUCGUUGGUGGUGGAAUGCCGUUUGUCACGGUCGUUGCCACCCCCAAAGCCACGACGAUACCGAUAGCAGGUCGCCAGCGGGUUCCAGCAUCUGUGGAGCGGGUAUAUACCAGUGUCACGCGGUCGAGGUCUGUUCCUCAUCGUUGCCCUUUGUUUCCUCUUGGCGGCCUGUUGUUGGCAAAGACCGGACCCGCCGCGGGCACGAACACGAAAGCCUUUCACAGCGGUGGUGGAAAACCCCCUGCUCGCGCGACGGGCCCGCACGCGGUAGCCGACGGUACCUGUGUUCGGCUGCGAUGUUCCCCCACAGCUGCCGUCGCCCUAUUCCUGUCCUUCCUGUCUCUCCGCCGCCUGUGUUCGGCAUCACUACUGUCGGUGGUCCGCUCGACGGCAGAUGGGGAAAUGGGGGGUAUGUUGAGGCGGCGGGUGCUGGAAAUCGUAGGGCCUGUUGCGAGGUUGUGCUGUUGGGGGGUUGUUCCGACAAUGCCAGCCGAGCCACACCGAGAGUUUAACGUGCUGUAGGUCCCCAGCAGGCAGGCGGGAGAACGAAAGCAGGGGGGGGGGUAUUUUCCUUUGUCGCGGCAUCGGGCCGAUCGUCGUAAUAGUGGCAACUGUCAUGCGGGCACCGGAGACGCCGCUGAAGAAAAGGGAACGCCGCCUGAAAGAACAGACCAAAUAUUUCUUCGACCGGGGAAUGGAUGACCCGGCGACGUAGCAUCAUAUACACAUCUGUUCACUGUCGGGAAGGGAGUGAUUGAUCGUGGGGAUAGAGGCUGGGGCGGGAAAUCUGUGUCGUGGUCUUUAUUACCGAAGCAAGUCUAGUUUCGCCAAGUGAAGAUUCGUUUCUACACUUCCGCGCGCGUACUUUGCCCGGAACAUGCGAGACCACCGGUGUGAAAUAGUUACGUUUGUGGGAUGAAGCCCCUCUGAAACCGUGGCGUAUUUUGGAGCGAAACACGGUACGUCGGUGGUGCACGCCGUGCUCCCCCCAAAGGUGGAAAGCCGCUUGGCGUGUAAACUUUGAGAGCGAGACAAGGAAAGAAGAGGGAAAAAGAAGAGACUUUGGGCGCUGAUUUCCCCCCCGCGUGUUUUGCUUGCUCCCCCCCCCCCCCUCAACACCCGUCAGUCUACGGUGCUUGUUGCCUGUUUACGCGAUUUCAAUAGUCUUGUGACAAGCCUUGAAGUCGCGACGGUGGUACGCUGGUCUGUUUUGUUACUUUUCUGUGUUUUUGGAGGCAAUUUAUGGCAUCCGUGCUGUUGAUGGCUGGACUGUUGACCGCUGGUGUCUUUUGUGUCACGCGAACACGCUAGCUGCGUAUUCGUGGCGGCGGGUGUUUGUUGUUGCUGGUGGUGAUGAUCGUGGUGGGUAGGAGAAAGUGUGGUGUUGCAGAGGAUUUGGGUGACAAGUUGUUUAGUUUUGUUUCUAGGGCAAAAGGGCGGGAGGCGGUUUCGGAUGUACUAUGAGCAGUAAGCACGGACGGACGAGGUAAAAAGACUGAUGCUGUAAUUGAAUACACAUGUAUUGUGCAGUAUGCACGGAUCCCGCGUGCGUCCAAAAAUCGUCUAAUUUAUGAUUUACACAACUCCGAGUUGGAGAAAACUUCUUGCGUCAGCGUAAGUUGACAACACAUGCAACGUACAACUACCUGACUCCCCAUGGACGUUGUCCUUUCGUGCAAGAAAUCUUGUCUCCCCACCCGGUUCUUCGAGCGUCGACGAAGCUGUUACUAGCCCGAUAAAACACGCAAGUCUCGGAGUACAAGAGAAAAAAACAGUCACGCUCGGUGCAUGCCUCCGCCCAACCAAUCAAGGGGUCCAAAUGACUCCAGAUUCCCGUGUGAAAGGGUGGAUUUCGGCAUCUGUCACAUCACAUCUUUUGACUUUUUUGCUUCCAUCGUGUGGUACCUCUCCGGCGUAUGUCUCGCUGAGCAAUCACAGAAAAGACCUUCCGCAACUUAAGAAACCUGCCUACCCCACUGAAAUCCACCGGCACGAUACCGGACAGGCACUGUUCAAAGUUUUGACAGACAAUGACUUGGAAAUUCAGUGUUUGUCGGCCCAAAACACCGGCACUAUAUCGGUCAUUGGCACUAUUCAACCGACACUAAACAUGGGCCCCCACUACUGUAAUUGCUGUAGAGGCUAAAUGUCGCGAAACCAGAAAAAUCAACACAUCAUCAGCUGGGGGUCUCACACUAAACUCGAAAUAAUAAUAACCUGUGUUCGAUGAUGGGGCGACGAAACCUAGUGAGGGCUUUAUCCUCGACCCGAACGUUCGGCGCUGCUUGGUUGCGGGCCCGUUCUGAAAGGACAUAAUGCCCGUCCCGUUUGCUCUGUCUAUUUGCUACUGUACAGUCCCAUGGUAUAUUUUUUCCGCUACUAAACGCGAUAGGUACUUACUUACGCCUGCCGUUCAAGACA
This is a messenger RNA of Ectocarpus siliculosus, 7235 nucleotides long. The record is from the annotation of a GenBank genome assembly. NCBI's taxonomy places the organism in Eukaryota, Phaeophyceae, Ectocarpales, Ectocarpaceae.